AUGGAAAGCAAUCCAACAUUGCCAAACAGUUAUGUGGUUGUUAUCUCUCCUCAAUACUGCACACCAUAUCAAGUGGAUCUCUAUAUUGCCAAGAGAGUCAAGAAAAUAACAGAAGGUAGGCACUUAGGAGCUUUUGAUAUCAAUGGAAAUAACAUAUUCAAAGUUAAAACCAAUGGUUUUUUCAGCAGUCGACUUACCAUAGUUGAUGCUGCCGGAAUUCCAAUUGUAUCUCUGAAACCAGUGUUUUUUUCUGUACUUGGAAGGUGGAAAGUAUAUAGAGGAGAUAGCUCAGACUCAAAAGAUUUGUUGUUUACUGUAAGGGAAUCUAAGUUUUUCCAACUCAAGACUAACUUGGAUGUGUUCUUUGCAUCUAACACAGCUGAGGAUGUCUGUGAUUUUAAGAUCAAACAAAGAGAUAGGAAAAAAACUUGUUUUAUCUAUCGAGGGAAUUCCGAUAACAUUAUUGUCGAGAUUCACAAAAACAAGGCUGUUCGAGAUAAAGUUCGUGGGAUGGACACAUACUCAGUCACUGUCAAUACGAACGUUGAUUAUGCGUUUGUUAUUGAUAUGCGUGUGGUUCUUAAUGAGUUUAAUACGCCUAAGAACACAGGCGGUGGCGGGGUUGAUGGUGGUGGGGCGGCGGGGGUGGAUGUGGUGGUGGUGGCGGAUGAUAUGGAGUUUGUGUGGAUGUUAAAUAGCUCAGUUAUGAUAUGUAUUUAUUUUUGA
This is a messenger RNA of Papaver somniferum (opium poppy), 726 nucleotides long. RefSeq names its product protein LURP-one-related 15-like. Lineage: Eukaryota; Viridiplantae; Streptophyta; Magnoliopsida; Ranunculales; Papaveraceae. Bases 1 to 726 code for a protein of 241 amino acids. The transcript is spliced from 3 exons. The record is from RefSeq and is a predicted model, not a curated record.